AAGAGCCGCGCCUUGCCCAGCUGACCUUACAGCCUUCCAUCAAUGCAACUGAGUCACAGGCCCUGGAUUUCCAACAACUCUUUCUUCAGAGUCCAACACUGGAUGACCUAGGCCCAAUGGAGGUUCGGUACACAGAAGAGGGUCCUGGACUUGGGAUCUUCAGAACAGAGUUGGGAGACCGGCGGCAACCCAUCUCCCAGUCCCAGCGCUGGUGCUGCCUGCAGCGUGGCUGUGCCAUUCUGGGAGCCCUGGGGCUGCUGGCUGGAGCAGGGGUCGGCUCAUGGCUCCUAGUACUGUAUCUAUGGCCAGUUGCCUCUCCCCCCAUCUCCGGGAUCUUGCAGGAGGAGGAGAUGAAUCUGAGCUGUCCAGGAGUCAGCAGGGAGGAAGAGCUUCUCUCAUCGCUUCCCAAAACAGUAUCUUUCAGAAUCAUGGGCGAGGAUCUCCUGCUUGAAGUGCAAACAAGGGCUCGGCCAGACUGGCUCCUGGUCUGCUAUGAGGGCUGGAACCCUGCCCUGGGGAUGCGCAUUUGCCAGAGUCUUGGGCACCUCAGGCUCGCUCAGCACAAGGCAGUGAAUCUGUCUGACAUCAAGCUCACCAGAUCCCGGGAGUUCGCUCAGCUGUCUGCUAGACCGGGAGGUCUCCUCCAGGAGGCAUGGCAGCCCAGCGCUAGCUGUCCUUCUGGCCGAAUUGUUUCUCUCAAAUGUUCUGAGUGUGGGGCAAGACCUCUGGCUUCUCGAAUAGUUGGCGGUCAGGCGGUGGCUUCUGGGCGCUGGCCAUGGCAAGCGAGUGUGAUGCUUGGCUCCCGGCACACAUGCGGGGCCUCUGUGCUGGCACCCCACUGGGUAGUGACUGCUGCCCACUGCAUAUACAGUUUCAGGCUGUCCCGCCUGUCCAGCUGGCGGGUGCAUGCAGGCUUGGUCAGCCACAGUGCCGUCCGACAACAGCAGGGAGCAAUGGUGGAGAAGAUCAUUCCUCACCCUCUGUACAGCGCCCAGAACCAUGACUAUGAUGUGGCUCUCCUGCAGCUCCGGACUCCGCUCAACUUCUCAGACACUGUGGGCGCUGUGUGCUUGCCGGCCAAAGAGCAGCAGUUUCCAAGAGGGUCGCAGUGCUGGGUGUCUGGCUGGGGCCACACCGACCCCAGCCAUACUCAUAGCUCAGACACGCUACAGGACACGGUGGUACCUCUGCUCAGUACCCACCUCUGCAACAGCUCAUGCGUGUACAGCGGAGCACUCACACACCGCAUGCUGUGUGCUGGCUACCUGGACGGAAGGGCAGACGCAUGCCAGGGGGACAGCGGGGGACCCCUUGUGUGUCCCAGUGGUGACGUGUGGCACCUUGUAGGGGUGGUCAGUUGGGGUCGUGGCUGUGCAGAGCCUAAUCACCCAGGUGUCUAUGCCAAGGUAGCGGAGUUCCUGGACUGGAUCCAUGACACCGUGCAGGUCCGCUAGCUACAGGAGAAGCAGCUGCCAUCUCUGAUGCCGAACUGUGGAUCUCCCGUGGAUCGUCCCAGACUGAGGGCCAGCAGCUGCAGCACUGGCCUCUCUUCUAAGGCUCUGAUUUCUCCUUCCUCUUUCUCACCUGAGCUGAGCGCUUCCGCAGCAGGAAGGAGGCUGGGGCUGGGGUGAGAAUGAUGAGGAAAGGAAGGGAUAAGAGGAGACGCAACAGAUGAGAUUUCUGGAAGCAUCGGGGAAACUGGUCCUCUGCUCUCCCUGGACUCCAUUGCAUCCAUCAGGAGGAUGCUGGAGGUGCCCUGCUUUCUCCCAGGGGCCUCAGGAGGGCUAAGUCCAACUCUAGAGGAUGUCCUAUCUCAAGGGCUCCUGGGCAGAUGAGGCCAAGGUUGGACCAACUCAAGUAAAGACAUAGAAGUCAGGAUCCCCACCCUAUCCCACUAUUCCUGUUCUGAGCUAACGCUAGUAGCCCUGCAUGAGGCAGGAAUCUAUAAGGCAAGAAAGACGGAGUUGGACUAGGAUGCCAUUUUUCAAAUGACAGUUCUGUGAACUGGUUGAAGGAGUUUUGUUAUUAAAUGGAAAUUAUAUAUAAUCUUGGUCAAGCCCCCUCCCCCCCUUGUAUUAACUACUUUUGUCACUGCUGUGACGAAAUACAUGACCAAAGGAAUUUAUUUACUUAUUUAUUUAUUUUGGUUUUUCAAGACAGGGUUUCUCUGUAGCUUUGGAGCCUGUCCUGGAACUAGCUGUUGUAGACCAGGCUGGCCUCGAACUCACAGAGAUCCACCUGCCUCUGCUUCCUGAAUGCUGGGAUUAAAGGCGUGCGACACCACCGCCCGGCCCAAAGGAGUUUAUUUUGGCUCAGAGACAAAAGAUGCACCCGCCUGGCCCAAAGGAGUUUAUUUUGGCUCAGAGACAAAAGAUGCGGUCCACUGUGCAGAGGAGGGUCCUAGAGUGGCUGGGAGCAGGGAGAGAUGACGUCGGUGUUUUCGUCUUGGACCUCAGCUUGUGGCUUAGUACCACUCACAGUCAUGGCAGGACUCAGUCACGCCUCUCUGGAAACUCCCUACCUCACAGACGUGCAUAGAGGUGUGUUUCCCAGGCAAUUCCAAAUCCAGAAUACUCGACGGUGAAGAUUAACCGACACACUGUCAUGCGUGUUUCUGAGCAGAAGUGCAGUUUUCCCUGUACGUGUUUCUUGGAACGUAGAUACUGACCCCAGCUCGUCAACUCCAGAAUUUGGCAGGUCCCUAAUUAUUAGAUUAUUUAAGUUAGUUAAACCUCUAUGUCACCAUCUGCAGCAAAAAAAAAGACCAACUGUCUAGGGGCUCUGAGACUUUGAGCACCACUGAGGUCAGUGCGCUUAGGGAAGGCUGUUCUCGCCACAGGGUUCAGGUUUUCCCCUUAGCUCUUUUUUGGGGGAACUGAACCUUUCAGCUUGGGGGAUUUCUUCCUGAGUUUAUCCCCAGUUAGCAUUUCCCCUGUGAAGCUUCCCUCCUAUACUCUCUGGUCUCUAGCAAUUAAAAUGCAAUGGCUAUCUUGUUUCCAAAAAAUCUCAAUGAAUUUUUUAUGGUGCUUACCCGAGGAAAUACAAUUAGCAUUAAGCAAU
Microtus oregoni (creeping vole) is the source of this 3060-nucleotide messenger RNA. RefSeq names its product transmembrane serine protease 5 (gene Tmprss5). Gene Ontology annotation, molecular function: serine-type endopeptidase activity. The transcript has 13 exons. Gene Ontology annotation, biological process: proteolysis. Bases 117 to 1454 code for a protein of 445 amino acids. NCBI's taxonomy places the organism in Eukaryota, Metazoa, Chordata, Mammalia, Rodentia, Cricetidae. Gene Ontology annotation, cellular component: plasma membrane. The record is from RefSeq and is a predicted model, not a curated record.